AUGGGAGGGUUUUUAUCAGGUCUGAGAAGACUUUACCUCACUGUUUACAACUGGACCGUGUUCGUUGGAUGGCUUCAAGUGUUUUAUUUGGCGGUGAAAACGCUGAAAGAAUCCGGACAUGAACAUGUUUACCAAGCUGUCGAAAAGCCUCUGCUUUUAGCUCAAUCUGCUGCCAUUUUAGAGAUAAUUCAUGGUCUGGUGGGCUUGGUUAGAUCUCCAGUUUCUGCAACACUGCCACAGAUUGGUUCAAGGUUAUAUGUGACUUGGGGCAUUUUGUGGAGCUUUCCCGAGGUUCGGACCCAUAUGCUAGUUAGUUCUUUGGUCAUUAGCUGGUCUAUCACUGAGAUUAUCAGAUACUCUUUUUUUGGGACAAAGGAAGCCCUUGGUUCUGCACCUUCAUGGCUUCAAUGGCUCAGAUACAGCACCUUCCUUUUACUGUACCCAACUGGGAUCACUAGCGAGGUUGGCCUAAUCUACAAUGCCUUACCAUACAUUAAGGAAUCUGGUAAAUACGGUGUGCAAUUGCCCAACAAGUGGAACUUCUCAUUUGAUUAUUAUUAUGCAGCAUUUGCCGUUCUUGGUAGUCCUCACAUGUACACCUACAUGCUUGGGCAGAGGAAGAAAGCUCUCUCCAAAUCUAAGAAGGAGUGA
Messenger RNA from Oldenlandia corymbosa var. corymbosa, 651 nucleotides. The record is from the annotation of a GenBank genome assembly. NCBI's taxonomy places the organism in Eukaryota, Viridiplantae, Streptophyta, Magnoliopsida, Gentianales, Rubiaceae.